This is a messenger RNA of Funneliformis caledonium, 219 nucleotides long. Lineage: Eukaryota; Fungi; Glomeromycota; Glomeromycetes; Glomerales; Glomeraceae. The record is from the annotation of a GenBank genome assembly.
AUGUCAGAUAGUAAACUUACUUCAGAACAAAGACAAAGAGAGCAACACAAAAGAGCUCUAGAAAUAUUUUUUAGAGCCGGGAAUGAAUGUUUAGAACAUUUACUUUUACUUAAUAAACUUGAAACGAACUCUCAAACAUAUUUUAAAUAUAAAAAACGCGAAGCACGUAAGAAUGAAGGAUCAGUUGGAGCCGUCAGAAGAAAUUCUGACAAGAAGUAA